GCUGGCUCACUGGCCCCACUCUUAUUACUUUACCUUUACUUGAAGAUAAGCCCUCUAUUGUGCAGUUAUUUGAAGGAUCACUGAGUUGAGGAAAUUGGCUCAGACAGCAACAGAAGAGGCAGACAGUUUUCCAGACUUACAACAUCUAUCAUUCUCUAACAGCCAAAGACUUUCCCCAGACAUCAAGAUCUUCCUCUCCUCUCCUCUGUCUGUCUGUCUUUCUCGCUGUCUGUCCCUCUCCAGAACCAUCGAUAAAGAUUUGUUAGACAACACAGCGAGUGCACUAUUAAUCUUCAAAGGACCCAUUAUUUAAUAGUUCACUGGGGAACUCGAGCCUCGCCAGGUCGCGGAUGAAAGGGGAAAUGAAAUGAGCGGUGCACGUUGAGCCCUGUCUUCAUAAUGCUAAUGGAAUGAGCUGACAGGCUGAAUGAAAAACAGGAAAUAUGCUCGAGCCUGAAAGACAGGUAAAAGAGAAAUAACCAGAAAAACACAACAAGCAUCGAUGACAAUCAGCAGACUUAAACAUCCAAACUACUGUUUGACAGCUGACUUUAAUAGAUGUUUUUAUAUCGUUCCCUCAGUGGAUUUUAGUGCUAGAUUAACUUACGUUUGCAUUUUUAAUUUGGACGGGGUCCAGAACAUAGACAAUACCACACAGUUUGUAAAACAUGAACUGGUUCAUUAGCCCGUCAUCCCUACAGGAACACACACAAACUAAACAACUGUACAAUAACAACAAGAUUUAAAACUCUGCUAGCAGCUCUGUCAGACUCCACUGAAGCACAGCUCUGUUUGGGCUGAAUGCUCACAUCAGCAUGCUAACAUAUAAGCAAUGACAGAAUUAACAUGUCAUGGUCAUGCUUACUUACAAUUAGAGGCAGUUAGUUUCUUGAAUAGUUAGGGCUUAUGAAAUGUCAUUCAUGGCCCAAGAAAAACAUGUUAAAGAAUCAAUGACGUAAUUAAACUAUAUCCUACAAGAUUGAUGAAUUUGGGUAUCAAAUUAGUAGCUAACCAUCUGGAUGCUUUUGAUCAAUUUGACCAAAAACAGAGAUUUUAACCUGCUGCUGGUAAAAGUCUGGAUCCCAAAUAGCAUUUUGAUUAAUCUUCUGGGAACCACAAAUGUCAGUGCCAAAGUGCUUUUCCAAUCCAUCAUGUAGACAGUUAAGAUAUUAAAUGAAUAAAUGAAAAUUUGACCUGACAUGGAUCACAAACGCUAUCAGACUUCAUCCUCCGAGGAACCACAAAUAUCUUAAGUAAGGAAUGGGUUAAAAAAAAAAAAAAGAUUCUAAGUGAUGUAAUAUAUCCCCUCUGUUGUUAAUAUGAGUUGUUACCAUCAGGGUAAAGUUAAAGAGUAAUCUCUGUUUACACGCUCUGAAAAAAUCAACAACAGAACUAAAGGUUUGGGGUCCUGGAUGUGGUAUCGAAGGGUUCAGAUUUCCAUCUGUAGUACAAGUAGUAUUGUCUACUAGCAUUGCAGCAGGCUUUGGGUGUAUGCAGGAAAACAGUGAGCAAAAGGGGCCGAACACACCCACCGUUAAGCAAUCCUGAAUCUUAUCUAUUGUUUUGCAACACCCACUUCAUGCUUGUUCUUAAUGUUGCUUGUCAGAUUGUAAAAAAUGACUCCCACAAAAAAAGAAGUCAUUGUAAAAAGUCCUCUAAAUAUUUUGUUGCUCUCAGAGACUAUGUCCCUGUCAGAUGAUGAAUUUAAGUGUUCCAGGAUUGUUUUCAGAGUAACCCCCCCCCCCUGCAGAAUACUGAGUUCAGAGAUCUUACAAAGCCUCCAGUAUAGCUAACUAAAAGAAAUCCAUGUCAUAGAAUAUAGUGAUGUCGUUCUUAUUUGUCAUUUUUGUAAUGUCUUUAGUUGUUGUAGCUGUCUGACAGCACAGACACUUAAUGAAUCUCCAAAGAGGUAAACAAAGGAAGAAACUAAUCAAAUCAUCAUCAGUGGCAGAACAGACCAACAACAGAGCAUUUCAGUCAUAAAGUAAAUCUGACAUUACCGUCAUACAUAAUAAACAACUUGAGAAAAGGCAGCCGAUCAUCAAAACAGUUUUAACUCACGUUCAAAAUCAUUUCAUGAAUGAUCAAUUUGAGUUCUUCAUAAUCAUCCUCUUUACAGGGAAAAAAAAAACAAUGUAAAAAAUGCUGCAUGAAAGGACUCCCUAUAAUUCCAUUUUGCACACCCCUGAGUUUCCAAAAUUGAAAUCUGUGUCACUGAGAACCUCAGGAGCCUGCUUAUUAAUGCAUGAAGAAAGAAAUUCCAGUACCAGCAAGUUUUUAAUUUCUUGAGAAGAUGGCAGAGGGAAGAUUUUAUUGUAUUUCUAUUUUAUAUGUCCAGUUAUAUAAUUUUAUAUCUGAUUAUUGCAGAAUCUGACGUGACAAUGAAGUUGCACAAUAUCUUAAAUACGACGAUGUCAUGAAAUGCUUUUCAUUAUUUGUUGCAUGAACAAGAACCAGUCUCUAAUGGGUGUAAAUGGUUGCUUUUGUAACCUUUUGUUUCUCUUUUUUUUUGUCAGGAAUUAAAAUGAUGUUUAUUCUGCACUUCUUUUAUUCCUCAUAUAAAUCUUUGGAGGACUAGUUGACUGCUUCACUUGUUCCUCACUUUUACAACUUUUGCAUUCAUUCUAUCUGAGGUAAUCCAGCUGCCUCACAUAAACCUGCCUGCCCCUCCCACACACACACAUUAUACAGAUAUUCACACACUUUAUUUUUUGCCAAAUGUGCUGCUGUUGGACUGAACGUUCACUGAUCUCUGUGUCCAAACUCGUUGGCAGCAACUGUGAGCCAAAAUGAGUUGUCAAGUUGCUGAAUCAACCCCAGCUGCUGCUGCUGCUAUGCUGAGCCUCAUUUGUUGCAGCUGUGUCCGGUGUGUCAUAUUCGACUGGAAAGGAGAGAGUGUGUGUGUGUGUGUGUGUGUGUGUGUGUGUGUGUGUGUGUGUGUGCCCGCAUUACCAGUCCUAAUUCAUUAAUGUGAACAGCUGAUCGACAAGACUUUGCUGAUAAAUUCCCCCCUGUCAAUCAGUUUGUCAUAGCCAUUAGCUUGGAUUAUGUCAGCAGCUGUAUGUGGUGGACACAUUGUCCACCUCUUGGGCCAGGUCCAGGUGUGUGUGUGUGUGUGUGUGUGUGACCUGCCGUGGCCCGCUCUGGCCCAGCAGUGCUAAUUGGUCUGUUUUCUAUCCAGCUGGCUGCACAGAAGCUGCUAGUUCAUUGGCACCUCUCAACCCCUGAAGAGAGAGGGAGAGGAAGAGUACUUGUAUGAACUGCAUGCAGGCUCAUACCAGGAGACAGGACUCAAUAGCUGACUGUUUAGACCAAGACAGAGAGACAUUGUUGAAGAAAAUAAACAUGGAGGUGGGGGCAUUGACUCAGGGAAUUUCGACAUAUAUAUUUUUAAGACAGUGGCUACAGUAGUCAUGGAUACAGUAGGAAACAUGGGGGAGAGAGUGGGGUAUUACAUGAGGGAAAUAGCCACAGGUUGGACUCUAACCAUGGGCGCCUUACAAGGGGCACAACUUAACAACAACUUCACAGGAGUGAGACAGUGUUCAUGACCUAACAGGUCUUGUAUGUCAUAGUUAGAGGAGUGAAAGGAUAAAGUGAGGAGAGAAAGUAGGGAAAGUAAAAGGCCAGGCAGGCUACAAUGCGUGCUGAUGAGCUGUGUGUGUGUGUGUGUGUGUGUGUGUGUGUGUGUGUGCGUGUGCGUGUGUGUCGGCAGCAUGGGGACUAAAGGGCACGACAGCGCAGCACAGAAUUCCAGAUUACUAUUGAUUGUGAACCAGAUUAGCAGCAGACUCAUCACCAGUUUGCAGACACUGGAUCUUUACUGCCAAGGAUCAGAAGGAAAUGUUGUCAAACCGAUAUAGAAAGACGGGAACCAAUCUCUUCAUUUAAGACAGCCUGUAGUCAAGACAAAAAAAAAAAGAAGACAAAUGGGCUGUUGUUUUAUUUAAGCAAUGCUUGGCUGUAUAUCAAUGUCUGACUCGUGGAUUUAUUUGCUCUCAGUUGGUGAAGAAAAGCAUCAUUGGUCAGAUUUUUCUUCACUCCCCCUGUAUGUCUCACUGUAGAUACUUUUGUUCUUUCUUUUCUUCCCCCUGCAGCUUCACUCUCUCUCUCUUUUUCUUUGCCGCUGCCCUCUUCACCCUCUUUAAAAUUCUCCCCCAUCCCUCCCCCCCCCCCCCUCUGCAAUAUCCUGCCUUUUCUUUCUUUUCAUUCUUUGACCAAUUCUCUUUUCUGUAUCCCUUCUCCUUUUUCUCUGCCCCCUUUAGAGCCCCCUCCCCUCUCCCCGCCCCCAUACGUCUCUCCUGUGGCUCUCUCUUCUUCUGCGCUCCCCUUUCCUUGUUGCCACUGUUUGCAAAGUGGCAGAAGGCCUAGCUAGCUGCAUUAGCACCAUGCAUUAUUCAUGUGCCCUGCAGUCUGUGUGGGUCUAGGCCCUGUGCUGGCUUUUCACCGGGACACAGGGCCUGAUUGAAGAGCCGCACAGAUGGGACUAUCAAUUCCUUGAUUUGUGCUCCCUCUUGUAGUUGAAAGCUCUGUGGAGUUAGAGUUUACUUCACAGAUCAACAGUCAAGUCCACAAUAAGGCGGUUCCCUUAUUCUAGAUCAAGAAUGUUUAGUCAGCAUCUCAGCUUGUUCAACAGCAAGACUUUUCACUACAAAGUGUGUAUUUUAUCCCCAAACCAGAGGCUAGCUAAGGUUUCAGUCAUAUCUGGCCCUGAUGUUCAUACGAAAGACUUGGCCUCAUUUAUUAUUGGCUGAUAUCUCUGUCUGCCUGGCAGCAUUUCUCUCUCCCCCACAUCCGGAAUCACAGGCUGUCUUCUUUGCUUUUAGAGCGCGCCCCAGUAAGAAAUGUUAACUGAACUGGGCGGUAUGAAAUUUUAAUUUAGACAACCAGACGGAGAUGGAGUGCCUCCUCUCCACAUCGCCUUGUGAGAGAGAAAGAGAAAGAGAGAGAGAGAGAGAGGGAGAAAGAGCCUUGGGGACCAGAGGAGGGGCCUCUUGGAAAACCACAACCACAUAGCUGGUUUGGACUCGCCUCUGCUCUGCUUGACAUACUUCUGUGUUCUCUCUGAAAUCCUCAACAACUGGAACAGUUCUGUUACAACAAAUAGGUUAAAAAUCCAAAGGCAGAUACAGCUGAUCGGACUUAAUCACACUCGAAAUCCUGUCUUUUCACACUUCAUUCUAAUUAUAAACCCACUGUGUGGUUAUUGUGCAUCUUGUUUAUGGGAUCUGACAGCUCUUCCAAACAGCGCUCCUCUGCUCUGCACAGGUGGCCGCGACCAGGUUGGGAUUGGCCCUGAUGAUCACACGGAGCCCCCUCCACCUCUUUUCAGCCAAUCUCGGAGGGGCUGCAGAGCUGAUGUCUCAGAGGGCGAGAGGGUAUUUGUGUUCUGGAGUCUUGAAGAGACAAGCCACAUCACGAUAAAUGGAGGAGAAGGAGCGAUGUAGGAGCAGGUCUCCGGCUCGGAGGGCAAGUCGGGUGCAGCAGGUGGUGGGAACAAUAAUACGUCGCACUCGAGAGUCGCUAAGCAGAGAGCGGUUGCUAGGCGAUGGGAGGUCGCAGCGCUCCAACAGUCUGUCCAAUCAGAACUUUGUGGCCAAACUGUCACUGCAGAUCACUAGGGACCCGGUCCUGGACAGCAGCACCGGACAUGGCUUCAACCUCACAACAAAUGCACCCCUGCUGGUCAGGGACGUUACCACAGGGAGUCCUGCAGAUGGGAUACUGUUCCCUGGAGACCAGGUGCUACAGAUUAAUGAUACCGUCUUGGAGGAUUUCAGUGAUGAGCAGGUGGAAAACAUCUUAAGGGACUUGGAGGAUUGUAUAACUGUGACUAUCCUACGGCACAUGACAAACCCCAAGUCGUCCAUCAUGUCGGCAGAGAAGAGAGCUCGUCUGAGGAGUAAUCCAGUAAAAGUGCGCUUUGCAGAAGAGGUGGUGGUCAAUGGGCACACUCAGGGAAACUCUCUUCUCUUCCUGCCCAACGUCCUAAAAGUAUAUUUAGAGAACGGGCAGACUAAGGCUUUCAAGUUUGACAACACAACAACUGUCAAGGACAUUGUUCUGACUCUGAAGGAUAAACUGUCCAUCCGAGCCAUCGAGUACUUUGCACUGGUGCUAGAGCAGCAGUACAGCAUCACCAAACUCCUGCUGCUGCAUGAAGACGAGCUCGUACAGAAGGUAGUGCAGAAGAAAGACUCCCAUGACUACAGAUGUCUAUUCAGGGUGUGUUUUAUCCCCAGAGACCCCACAGACAUGCAGCAGGAUGACCCCUCUGCUUUUGAGUACUUCUUUCUACAAAGUGUUGGGGAUGUGCUGCGGGAGCGUUUUGCAGUCGAGAUGAAGUGUAACACUGCACUCCGCCUGGCUGCUCUGCACAUGCAUGAGAGACUAGAUAGUUGCGGACAGACCAGAACCUCUAUGAAGAGCAUAACGAAGGAGUUUGGCCUCGACAGCUUCAUCUCACCUACACUGCUGAGUAACAUGAGGGAGAAGGACCUCAGGAAAGCCAUCAGCUACCACCUCAAAAAGAUCCAGUCCCUGCUUGAACCGCGCCAGAAGGUAAUAUCUGCUAGUCAGGCUCGCUUGGCUUACCUUACUCAGCUGGGAGAGCUGAUUUCAUACGGAGGACGAUCAUACACAGCUACAAUGAUGCUUCAGGAUAGGGAGGUAUUAGUCAGCCUGCUUGUGGGAGCCAAGUACGGGAUGAGUCAGGUUAUCAACCACAAACUCAAUGUGAUUUCUACACUGGUGGAGUUCAGCAGCAUCAGCCGGGUCGAGCUGCUCUCCGAGUCAGACAAAGUCAGCCUACUGCGCAUUUCACUGCAUGACAUGAAGCCAUUUGCCUUACUGAUGGACUCUCUGGCAGCCAAAGACUUAGGGUGUCUGCUGGGAGGCUACUGCAAACUCCUUGUGGAUCCUAAUGUCAGUGUCUUCCGUCUGGGGCGCCCAAAAGUGAGGGUGCACCGGAUACCUGCUGAAGAAGGUGUGUGUGGGAAGUUCGCCGUAAUAGAGGGCGUGUGCUAUGAAUCCCUAUCAAGUUAUGUGUCUCGCUGCUGUAGUGACUCAGAUGACUCAACAGAUGAGGAUGACCCAAUGGAUUCUCAACGCCCAGACCCAGCAAGUCAGGACUGGGAAGGACGAAGGAGAGAGGAGGAAGAAAAGAGAAGAGACGAAGAAAGAAGAGAAAGAGAGGAACACAAAGGAAAACAGGAAGUGAAGAUAAUAGUGACAACAGAAGGUAAGGAAUAUGAAGGUGAAGAGGAAGGAGGGGCAACAGGAAGUGGUCUGCGUAAAUCUAGCAUAAUGGAUGAAGAAAUGAACCUGGGGUCCACCUGGUACCACACAGACCCACGGGUUACCUGUAGCUUCUCUAGCUUGUCCAGUGGCUCCUUGAGUGCUGCUCUGGAGGACAGCAGUGCCACUGCAAACGCCCCAUCUCGCCUAGGCACACACUGUGGACAACGCACAAGUGAGGAUCAACCAGGUUUGGAUGUUCACCACCCCUUCCUCCUAGAGCCCAAACGCCACCAAGGGCCCCUAAGACCUACCAACCUUAAUUACCGCAGCAAUGACAACUCUUGUCUUUGCUUUGUGGAGUUAUCCAAGGCUGAUUUCCUCCCCAGCCCACCUGAGGCCACUACGGAUGAUGACGAUGAUGAGGAGGACGAUCAGGAAGAGACAGGAGUGCAGGAACUCAGACGAAUAUCGAAGAUCCCAAGUUCGAGAGAUUUAAGAAUGAUUGACAGUACACCCUUUGACAGAUCACCCAUCAGAAGAAAGAAAAAGACCCCCCCCAAAGUCCCAUUAAGAACGAGUUCAAUUCCUCGCCACAGUGUAGGAGAGGCUGAACACCGUCUCUCCCAGGAUGAAGAGGGUCUCUUCCUUACACCGUCACCCAAUCCCAAACCUGCUCUUUUAGUCAAAGAGACCGUUUCAGACUCUGAGGAGGAGUUUUUUGACGCACAGGAGAGAUUUACUCCCCCAGUUCCUGAUCUAUCAGAUGCUGAGCUUGCUGACAGGCGCAAUGCUAACCGGUUGAGUGGAACCUGGAACAGUCUUCCAGCUGUCCCAGGGAAACAGCCACCCUCCCCCCUUGCCAAUGAAGCCAAAUCCUCUAAAAACAAGACUGAAGUCAAGACACUUAAAGGUUCCAAAAGCAAACCUACCAACCAACAGCCCAGUUCACCAAAGCCAUCUCAGAAACCUGAAGUCAAGAUCAAACCACCAUUGGCACCUAAGCCCCAGCUGCCUCCCAAACCUCAGACCAUUCCUCCCAAAUCCCCCCAGAAUGGGAGAUCAUAUGCCCACUGCAAUGGAGAUGCCUCUGGACAUCUGUCCUCUGAACUCUUGGAAAUGGAGCCAGACACAAUGGAGUUCAAGUCUGUCACAUCUGGGGCAGGCGGAAUGCCAGUGUCAUCACCCUUGAUCACAGCAGUGUGGUGCAGCAAGCAACCAGUACCAAUAACAACAGCCCGAACUGAGGAAAAGACAACAGUGAAAGAAAACAGCCCAAAACAGAGUAAAGAUAUAAUGCAUAAGAAUGGUGCACACUUAGUGUCCAAUGAUAAAGCAUACAUUAGUGAUGGAAAACAAAGUCCUAAAAUUGAGCAGAAAAGCAAUGGGACUGCCUUACCCACAAAAAUGUCACCAAACCUACCAUCUAUCCCACGCUCAAAUUCAGGUACAAAGCUAUCUGUUCCUCCUCCUGUGCCCCCAAAACCCACUUCUCCCAUCAAUUUCCAUCCACUAUCACUACCUGCUAGCUCACCAGUCUCCCCAACUGAUCCAAGCAAAGGCAUCUUUAAGGAUAGUGUCAGUCCACCAAAUGGACUCCACCCUUGGAGCAGCCGUAAUGGAAGCAUCCAGUCAGGACCUCGGCGAGUAUCCCUGAGUCAUGAAAGCCUGUCACCAAAAAAUACUGAUGCACCUCUCACACUUACAUCCUCCCUCAACUCAACUAACUCCAAAGGAGUUGGGGGCCUAGAAACCAGGGAACCCGGACGGUCUGGAUCAGGAUCAGAUCUGAGGACGAGUUCUUCCAGCCUUGGGGGUAGACUCCCAGCUUCUGCACUGAGAGGGAAGAUCCAGGCUCUGCCUUGGUACAUGACCCGUUCUCAAGAGAUUUUGGGAACUUUAGACUAUCCAUCCACCAGCUCCAUCAAUGGGGAUACAUCUGGCUUUGGCUCUGGUUUGUCUGUAGCUAGUGGUUUAUCAGAUCUAAACAAGACCCCUGUUAAAGAAAAAGAGACUGUGACUUCAAUGUCAGUAGGGAAAGGGAACACCUUAGAAGAUGGAGCUGCAGUUGUCAUAGCCACCAUCAAGGAGGCCCAGGAAGUGACCUCACACAUGAAAAAGGCCAAUGGAACAAAUGGCUCCAGUCCUGACCUGACUUUGAAAGAUAUUAGUGCACACCGUGGCAGUGUUUCAUCAGAGCAGCCUCAAUCAUGGUCCCAUUCAGCAGUGGGGCUGGGAGGUGUGUCCAGCAUGCAAAUUGGAGGAGACUCACCAACCUCCUCGCUGGCAGAUAGUACUCCUCCACAGCAGCAGCAGCGGGAGGCUUGUGGCUGUCGCACAGUUUAUGCAAACUGUUUCAGCGGCGACACAGAGGAUGGUAUAAGCUUUGAUGAAGAGCUUACUGUUUACGAGUUCUCCCGUCGCACACGCCCAAAACCUGCCAAAAUUGCCACUGUUCCUUCACCCACAACACCUCCUCCAAACCCAAACAUCUUGUCAUUGCUUAGGGACAACCCUCGUCCACUCUCUACCUUCUCCACUGCCUCCUCUGAACUGAGUCCCCUAGUUUCCCAUCCGGUGUCACCAACAAACUCAGUUGGUUCUCUUCGUUCACUUACCAAUAAGAAUUAUGGCGGGCUAAAGGGAGGUUUUGCCUCCCUACGUCAAGACAUAGACCAACUGCUGCUGGUCUUGGAGAGGGGAGCACUUGAGCAACAAGACUCAAAGCAGGAUCUCACAGGCAUAGAAGUAGGGCCUGACCUAAAUCACAAUGGAAACGAAAGCAGUACCACCCCAUCAACCAGCGAAAAUUGUACUGGGACAAGCACCGCUGCUAUGACAGAGGCUGAAAGGAGUCUCCUCCAGGCAGAGGCUCGACGAUUGGCGUCUGGUUGUCAGCGUGCUACACGUGUAGGUUGGGCUCCUGAUGAAGCCCUGCGUUCGUUAUCCAACAGCUUCAGUGCACUCGUUCAGUUGUCUGCCGCCUGCUUGCGAACAAACCCGUGCCCUGGCUGUGAAAUCUGCCAUGAUGAGAGUCUGCUCCACAGAGAUGAGGACGAUGACAGCCAGGAACCCAUGGACAAGCUGAAGGAGAUAGUGGGUUUGUACCGGGAGUUCGUUGGGGCUGUUGAGACAGCUGGUACUGGGGUGAAAAGUGUGGGCCUCACUGGGUUGGGACAGGGUCACGGUGAGACUGAUGGGGUGAGGCUACUAGCCAAACGCUGCACGGUACUCAUUUCUUCUGUAUUCGCACUCACACAGCUCUUCCGGACACGCACACUAGAAACCUCAGACACGACUGGACACGUACCUCUUAAUUUUUGACUUGUGAACUUAACCCACUAAUAACUCAUUGAAUCUUGAGGUGAUACAAGAGUAAACAGCACAGAGCCAUCUGGUGUGUAACCCCUGUGUUCUUGUACAGUAAGUGCCAUGCACACCACAGCACACAAACUUUAUCCCGUAUUACACAGACCCACAUGAAAAGACACAACAAACAAAAACCCGAACGAAUAAGAGGAAACUUCAUUGCUUGUCCUCUUCUUGGAAGCAUACGGACUAUGCAUUUGUACAUAUGAAUUUUAUAAUUCUCUUAUUUUAUGAUACUAUAUGUGUAUGUAUGUAAGGACGGAUUGCCCAUUUAUGUAUUUAUGUAUUUAUUUUUACAAUAUUUGCACCACAGGUCUGUGAUGUGCAGGUCUCUGGUGAAAAAGAAACUAUGGAUGUCACUGGAAUUUUUAUUUUCUCCUUCUCUUUGAGACAGUAUUAAGUUAUCUUUUGCUGCUUUAAAAAUUUCCUCUACUCAAGGUGUAAUCUGUAAAUUGUCAUUUUUAAAGUUUAGUAAAACAGUAUGUUUUGCUAAAUGCAGAAAAUAUACUUUACUACACUCUUGCAAUAUACAGUAAUUAACUGAUUUGUUUUAUAUGUGCAGCGAUCGCACCUUUUAAAGGAUUUAGUUUUAUAACAUGACAGUCAAAUAUAAAGGGGACACAAAACUCAACCAUAACAAAGCAGGGAGAGCACUUUGACUGUUACAGAUUGCACCUUUUUACGAGACAUAUUCCCUUGUGUAAAGUGUUUUUUUCUAUCCCUUCUCAUUCUGGAAUUACUUUUAAGUGACUGCUUCUUGGAAAUUCUCCCAUUACCCAGACGUAUGCAGUAUUAUAACGUUCAAGUUUUCAUCCAAAGGACAUGACACAUACACAAUUUUUUCUGGGAAUGUGUGGAUGAGGCCAAGGAAUCAAAACAGGGGACCUUAUUUGUGUUGUUUAAAAAUUUUUUUUUGAAAACUGGUUUUGGCACAAGAGAGACUGUUAAACUAUGUCCAGAUGUAGCAGAGAUCCAAAGUCUUAAAACACUGAGCCACAACUGUUUUCCACUAGGAAUUCCUCUUAGGUCGCACCACCAUAUUGAUAUCAUACUGACUGACAGAUGGACUGACUGCUGUAUGCUGGAGUCAGAACUGUAGAUACAUAUUUAUAUCUUUGUGUCCUAUUCCUUCUCUACUUUCAUUUAUGGCUAUGCAAACAUAAACUCUUCACCCCCACAUACUGUAUUCUUGUUCUUUUGUGCUAACAUUGAAAACAACUAUAGCUGCAUUAUGUUUGUCUGAAUAUAAUGGGGGCUUUCUUUGUUUGGAAUGUUGGCUUUUGUCUUGUUUUGGGAAAAUGUAAUGCAUUAUGGAUUGCAACAUUUUGAAACAAGUUGCAUGGCAUUUGUCAAUAUAAAGACUCCUGUCUAUACUGAUGUCUGAAUAUUGUUAGUAAAAGGGUGACAUUGCUUGAUCAGUUUGCUGAUGUACAGUUUUCACCAAUCAGCUUGUCCACAUAACAUGAUGCCAACUCAUUUAGUGAGUCAUCCUAUUUUCUUGAUAACAAGAAGGCAAUUAAGUCUCAGUGCUUAUGCAAAUAUGAUAAUAGCAUUAGCUGAGCGAGGACCUGAUUAGGAAGCUGACGAGGAGGUAUGUAGUUAAAUGAAUCCUCCUAAUAGAUGACAGUGGGAAGCUUUGUCAAGAUGGCCGUGUUUAAAAAGGUUACUCUCUGGGGGAUCAGAUUUCAGAGCUUCCAGUUGUAUUGGUGGUAAUGUCCAGUAGCAGUGUCCAUGACUUCACUAACAUCAAGAGAUAGGUGUCAGAAGCAUUUCUUGUUGUUCAUCACGAAGGCCCAAACAGGGCAGAAUAGCCUGUGACACAUUUUUUUUCUUUUUCCUGUGAGUAAAAAUUGUGUUAACAGUAUUUAAUUUCCAAAGCAGCCAUGUGUUUCUACAGUACACAAACAGUCACCUUUUCCUUACCCACGUACAAUAAAGUCAAUGUACUAAGAAAUGUAUUGUUUGGGAAUAAAUUGCACAUUGACCCAAA
Labrus mixtus (cuckoo wrasse) is the source of this 12595-nucleotide messenger RNA. RefSeq names its product FERM and PDZ domain containing 1b (gene frmpd1b). The record is from RefSeq and is a predicted model, not a curated record. The transcript has 16 exons. Gene Ontology annotation, cellular component: cytoskeleton. The coding region runs from base 5425 to 10560 and encodes 1711 amino acids. Gene Ontology annotation, molecular function: protein binding. Lineage: Eukaryota; Metazoa; Chordata; Actinopteri; Labriformes; Labridae.